Phaedon cochleariae (mustard beetle) is the source of this 2240-nucleotide messenger RNA. The record is from the annotation of a GenBank genome assembly. NCBI's taxonomy places the organism in Eukaryota, Metazoa, Arthropoda, Insecta, Coleoptera, Chrysomelidae.
AAACAAUCGCGUUUGCCGUCACCAUGGCUUGCUAUGAUCUGACGGUAUUUAGUUUGGAAGGAAUUUAUUUUUGUUGUUGGUUUAAAGCGCGAUCUCUGGCGUGACGAACGACAAAUUGUUUAUUGUUUGUAAAUCAGUUGAUUAGUUUGUCGGGAAGAUAUACCUUAACCUCUGUGAAUGUGCCAAGAUAAAGAUAGAGACAGCUAUCGCAAAGAGAGAGAAAGGCAGCUAGACAAGAUAAUCAACGCAUCAGAAUGAAACCCGAGCAGUUGACGUUGGCAGCGCUGGCGCUGGCCACUCUGUGCACCGUCGCCUCGCCUCGGCCGGCCGACCGUUACCGGAACGUGCCGAGCUCGGCGGACGGAGCCGACAGAGCGCACGAGGCCGAUAGAGCCGACGAAGCGGACAGAGUCACUUCGCCUCGGCCGGCCGAUCCAUACCGGAACGUGCCGAGCUCAGCGAACGGAGCGCGCGGAGCCGAUAGAGCCCGCGGAGCUGAUAGAGCGGAUAGAGCCGAUGGAGCCGAUAGAGCGGACAGAGCGACGGACCGUCGGCGACACGCUUGGGCCAGAGGGGAGAGAAGGAAGAGGGGGUAUUCGCCGUGGAUGGUGCGGAGCGAUCGGUAUGAGGGCUACGACAACUACCCCACCUGGCAACAGCAGAUGUACCAACCGGCCUACGUGAUCCCCGUGUUCGCCACGUCUCCAGAGAGGCGGCCCUCUUAUUUCCGGCCCCGGCCCUUCGACCUGAACCCCGGAUUUCCCCCGGACAACCCCGUCAAGAGGCCGUACCGGGGUCCGGGGUAUUUGCCCCCACGGAGGCCUACCACGGCGAAACCGACCACCACUACCACGAAGGCUACAAAGGUGGUCGAUAGAUUCGCCGGUGACGACGACGACGAUAGACCAAUUUGGGGCGGAGCGAUGGACGCCCCCUUGGCAGGAGGGACCCCCACCAGACCCCCUCGGCCCCCCAAUAUGCCCGACUUCCCCCCACUGGUGCACAGCAUCGGCAGCCACGACGAAGAGCCCUUCGUCAACCAGUUGUCCAUGGAUAGCGAGGAGGAGAGCGCCGUGUUUCCCAUCCCUAGUACUGUACGACCUGGUGCACAGCAAUCUACAGGGCGUAGGAUAACCACCACCACUACCAGCACCACCACCACCACGCCACGACCUGAAUUUUCAGGACCCAGCAACUGCGUUUGGGCGGUCGUCUCGUGUUGCUCAGCAGCAUCCAGCCAGGUUGCUGAGAAUUGCUUCGAGCAGCGAGGGUGUCCUGGCCCGUUCUGGGACAGCAGCCCUUGCGAUAGCGAUUUUGCCAGGGCAGCCAUAUCAUCCGCUCUCAACUACUAUAACCAAUUAUAAGGGCACACUUUCAACGUUCCGAACAUUUGCACAGUGAACUUCGAGAAGUUGAAUGAAGCUUUGAAUAGAAGCUUAUUUAUUGUGAAAUUUGACUUAAGCGUCAGGUUGUUUUGAAGAUGAUGAAACAUUGCAUCUUUGAAGAGGGUCAUGUAACUUUCGCUAUCUGUCGAGAGUUUAUUUUAGAACGCUCAAAUUAGGCUCUGUUAUUUGGAAUCCCCAAAUCUUUCUAGAGAACAGUUGUUUUCAUUCCAAUUUCUUACCUAAAUGUCACAAAUUUGAUCGUUCUAUACAAACUUGCAUUUGAUUCAAAUUGAUUGUCAUAUAUAAGAAGGAUAUUGAUUUUGCUUUGAGAAAGAUAAAUAAUGGCCACGUUGGUGAGGGACAGACGACUUUCCCUAAUUGGUAUAACUUGUGCCAAAAGUUUAUUCAAAACAAACUCUCAAAAUAGGCAUAUUCGUAAGAAUUUCCCAGAACUUCGAAAAGAACAGUUGAUUUUGAUCCCAUUCCAAUUUCAUACGGUCUCAAAUUUGAAUGUUCUAUAGAAACCUCAAGUUUUUGCAAUGGAAUCAAAUCACUAAUUGCUAUAUCGUCACCUUGAACUAUAACCAAUGAUAAGCAACUGCGUUUGGACGGUCGUCUCGUGUUGCUUGACUGCAUCCAGCCAGGUGGCAGGGAAUUGCUCCAAGCAGCGAGUGUGCCCUGGCCGUUCACUAUACCCAAUGAGAAAGGCAGGUUUUACGUUGGGAAUGUUUGCACAGCGGUGUUAAAAAGAUGAAGAUAAUUUCAAUUUGCGGUAGCCAGGGUCAUCAUCUGACGUUGUAACUUCAUGAAAACAACGGUCAAUUUAUUCCUAACUACUUUCUUAAAAUGGAAGUU